AUGAAGGUCUUCUUCGCUUUUUUGACUCUUGCUGCCUCUACAAUCGCGGUCCCUCUCACUGAGCGAAGCACCUGUUCAAGCGACCAGGUUGUUGUUUGCAGUGGUAAUGGCGAUGGUGGCCUCAUCUCCCUGGGAAAUAUCGCCACGGGCCUCCUAGGCGAGAGUUGUUCUGGUGGCGAUGUCUACUGCUGCUCCGAGGAGGACGUGAAGCAGAUUGGUCUCGUCAACCUGAACCUGAAUGCCCAAUGCAGCCUGAACAACGUGCUGUGA
Molecule: messenger RNA, 270 nt
Organism: Penicillium malachiteum
Lineage: Eukaryota; Fungi; Ascomycota; Eurotiomycetes; Eurotiales; Aspergillaceae
Exons: 2
Coding region: 1-270 (89 amino acids)
Source: RefSeq, a predicted model, not a curated record